This is a messenger RNA of Lotus japonicus, 1269 nucleotides long. RefSeq names its product cytokinin riboside 5'-monophosphate phosphoribohydrolase LOG7. The transcript has 4 exons. Lineage: Eukaryota; Viridiplantae; Streptophyta; Magnoliopsida; Fabales; Fabaceae. The record is from RefSeq and is a predicted model, not a curated record. Bases 126 to 1037 code for a protein of 303 amino acids.
AACAAGAAUAUUGUUUGUAUUUUCCAGACAUCCCAUAGAUUAUCGAAGGAAAAAAAAACAUAGAUUGUUGGUGUCUACUACUAUAGUUAUAGUAAUCUUCGCUGGUUUCUUUGGGAGUUUCAAGGAUGGGAUUCUCAGUGGCAGCUUCGCUGGGUUCCCAUAUUGUGCUGAGAGAAACUCAUGAAAACAGAAUCAAGUGCCGAUUGUUUUGCAAAAGAGAGCACAGUAGCGUUGGUUUCAAGUUCUCAAAGCGUAAGGCCAAUCAAAGAGCAGUUUUUCUUAGCAAACAAGAGUCAGUUGACUUGGAUGAGAGGAAGAGCCCAAAUGAGGUUAGAGAAGAGAUCAAACAAUGUUAUGAACUCAUAAACAGAUUAGGGAGAGGAGCUCUGUAUUUAGGUUCUUCAAGGAUGGGCCCUGGCCAUUCGCAUUACCUGCAAGCAAAAGAGCUGGCCAAAGAGAUAGCAAAUCUAUUGGACUGCACUACAUGGUCAGGGGCUGGACCAGGGCUAAUGGAUGCUGUUACUCAAGGUGCUCUUCUGGCAGGAAAACCAAUUGGUGGAUUCAAGAUAGGAAAAGAAGCAGGGGAAUGGACAGCAUCCAACUUCCAUCCAUACUUACCGUCAGGAAAUUACCUUACCUGCAGGUUUUUCUCUGCGCGAAAGCACGGGCUGGUUGAUGCUGUAGUGAGGAGCAACUCUUCUGAUAAGACUGCUGUUGUUGCCCUUCCUGGUGGGGUUGGUACUCUAGAUGAGUUGUUUGAGAUACUGGCAUUGAUUCAGCUAGAACGAAUUGGAUCAAAGCUUCCUGUUCCCUUCCUGUUGAUGAACUAUGAUUCAUUUUAUUCAAAGCUGCUUGACUUUCUAAACGUUUGUGAGGAUUGGGGAACUGUCUCUAAAGGAGAAGUUGCAUCUUUGUGGAAGGUUUGUAACAGCAACUCAGAAGCCUUGGCUUACCUGGCAGAUUUCUACUGCAUUUCUUCCAGUGACACAAGUCAGAAUGUAACUGAAUUGUAUAGCAAUCAUGAAUCAGCUUCCUGAUAAGAAUUUUCCCUUCUUUUUUUCUUUUUGUCCCCUGAAUGUUAAUUGUUAGGUAAUAAUUUUCUUGCUCAACAUAGCUUGAACAGUAUAAUAUUCUGCUAAAUGGUUGCAAUGUUAACAAGUUUAAUGCUUGACUUUUGACAUGUGCAGUUGCAAGCAGAUUCAUAGGUAGUCACAUUUGUGAUUUGAAUUGUGGAAAAAGGAAAUGAGAGUUUUUUCCAACUUCACUUAA